Molecule: messenger RNA, 2391 nt
Organism: Desarmillaria tabescens
Lineage: Eukaryota; Fungi; Basidiomycota; Agaricomycetes; Agaricales; Physalacriaceae
Exons: 3
Coding region: 478-2208 (576 amino acids)
Source: RefSeq, a predicted model, not a curated record
CCUCUUGAUUACACACCUCGACGACUUUGCCAGAGCAAGGAGCAUUGGAACUUGUCUUUUGGAAUCAUCUACCUGUUGUGCUGCACAUCUACAUCUUACUGACACUUAACUAGGUGAACAUGGGAAACAGUAUGUAUCUUUCAUCUACCUUUGUGGCAAUUCCUCAGUCCAGCCACAUUAGGAAUAUCCAAAUUUCUCUUCCAAUCGCCUUUGAAGAGUAUGAAGUUGAUUUGGAAUGGCUUGAAAUCUGUUUUUUUGGCAAAAGAUCUAUCUUGUGAACAAGAAUCUGGUGCUGAUCAGGAUGGGAUAGAGCUGAAUUCCAGAUCUGUUUUAAAAGGUAUGUGUCCUGUCCUAACAAUGUCAGAUGUGCCAACCAGCUGGCAUCCAGAAUCCUUCUCAUAAUUAUCAUUUUUAGGACCUCACAAUGCUCCACUGAGAGAACCCUUGCUCAUCACAAAGCCAUUGUUUGUGCCUAAUAUGACUGGGUCAUUUCGACGGGCAGCUUAUGGCCUGCCAAAUGAAGAUCCUAAGUCAGCACCUCGUGCUCUAAUAGGACCUGCUCCUAAAAAGAGCCAGCCCAAUGAUACCAUCAUCACUGCUUUGACUGAGACUGACAAGGAUGAAUCAUCAAUCAAGGUUCCAUUGCAGUUGGCUUAUGCUGGUGGAAAACCUGUGAUAUCAUCCUCCCUUGCUGACACUCCCUGUGCUAUCCUUGGUACUCAGGGCAUCUUAGAUAAAAUCAAUGCCACUCUUGGAACAACAUACACUUUGAACAUUCCAUCUCUCUCUUCUAUCCUUGAAGAGUAUAUCUCAAAUAACUAUGACUUUGGGACUGCAUAUAGCUAUCUUCGCUCAGUGUGGUUUACCAAUGACUGGAGCACUAUUCAAGAUACACUACACAUGCAGGAAGAGAAGGAUAAAGAAAGAAGACAAAAGGCAGUUGUUGAUGGCAAAAUUGUUGAUCCAUACAUGCCACCUCGAUGUGUCUGGGAUCUUUACAGCAAUCGUGUAGUGCCAUCAUGGAUUGCUAAAAAAAGACCUCUGCCCAUAUCACAUGCAUGGUUGGAUGAGGAGAAUCGGAUUGCAGUGUAUACUCCUAUUAAUGGGAAGGAGUGGCCUGUGCCAAUGCCAAAGAGUGCUGAUCUUCAUCUCAUUCGCAUUGAGAUGUUAAACCUGGAAGCUGAGUAUGUGUGGUUGGAUGUGCUCUGCUUAAGGCAGAACAGUAGCUUAGAUCAGCUGAAAGAGAAGCUGCGUACAGAUGAGUGGAAGCUGGAUGUACCAACUAUUGGAAAUGUGUAUGAUUACACAAUAGUGGUAAUUUACCUGAGUGGGCUUGGGCUGCCUUUCAGUUUGAAGGAGGGUGACUUUGAAAGUGAGCGGUGUUGGUUUCAGCGUGCAUGGACACUACAGGAGAUUGGAUUAAAAAGGAUUAUUGCUGGAGAUAUGCCUUCUGGACCUCUACAUGUGUGUCCAGUGCAUGGGAGCCAAGACUAUAAAGGAGAAAUACUGAUGCAGUUUCAAAAAGAGCUUGAGUUAGUGCAUAAUAUCAUGUGGUCACCAACAGGAAGAUCAUGGGGUAAUCUUUUCACAAUUCUUGCUGAGAUGCAAAAGCGAAAAUCAACAAAUUCUAUAGAUAAAAUUGCAGGACUAUCAUUCCUUUGUUGGUCAGAGAAAAUACCAGCAUACUAUGAAAAUCAGUCUGUGGAAGAUGCAUGGACAGCACUAGUCAAUGUAAUGGCUAUGGAAAAGCUGAGGAGAAUUCCAGGAAAUUCAGAUAUUAUGACAUAUUUUCCACCUGCAGAUGUCUCAAAUGAGAUGUGUGUUUGGUGGGAUGAAAAAUGGGAUGUGGACUGGCGCUAUGGACCCUGUAUUGAAAAGGGGUUUGUGCAGGGGUUAGCUGUGCAAGAUGAGGAAAUAGUUAAUCGAUAUGGAAAGCUGAUUGUUAAAGAUAAAAAAGAGAAAGAACAUACAUUUAAAAUCAUUGCAUCUCACAAUUAUCUUAUACCUGAAAACACAUAUGUACUACUUGGUACUCGGCUGAAUCAUGAGCUGGAUCUUGAGUGUUCAGUGCAACAUUGGGCUAUUGGACAUAGAGUGCCAUCUACUAAACAGUUUGAGAAAGUGUCAGUAUUUAAAAUGGCUGAUAAAGAAGCAUGGAGAUUAAAACAUCUGAAUGUUACUAAAGACUGUGAUAUUGUUUUUAUUUGAGGUGAACAUACAUUGUGUAGUAGCUUUAAAGUACUAUUUUCAAGUUAAGUAGCUAUUAAAUCUAUUACUCACUAUAUAAUAUAGUGAAAAUGUAAAAAUUGUAUUAUAAAUCCAACAUCUACUGAUAUAUCUGCCAGGUGAAUAGUCUAGAAAUUUGCUAUUAUAUUUAUUAUAAGAAAGAAU